Molecule: messenger RNA, 661 nt
Organism: Ilex paraguariensis (yerba mate)
Lineage: Eukaryota; Viridiplantae; Streptophyta; Magnoliopsida; Aquifoliales; Aquifoliaceae
Source: the annotation of a GenBank genome assembly
CUAAACCCUGGAGCCUAGAAGCUUCCAAGUCCUACCCCUGUCUUCAGCCCCCUUCUAGAUUUAAAACCCAGACCCAUAGCACAACCUCUCUGAGGUCAGAGUCCAUCAGCAGAAUAGAAUCGAGAGAAGAGCUCCUCAUGGCAAAGCGUCUGAUUCCAACCUUGAACAGGGUUCUGGUGGAGAAGAUUGUCCCUCCAACCAAAACCACAGCUGGUAUUCUUCUUCCUGAGAAAUCUACCAAGUUGAAGUCAGGGAAAGUGGUGGCUGUGGGGCCUGGGUUGCCUGGUAAAGCAGGAAAUAGGAUACCAGUGGCUGUUAAGGAAGGUGACACCGUUGUCUUGCCUGACUAUGGUGGUACCCAAGUUUUCCUUUGUGACAAAGAGUAUCAUUUGUAUAGGGAUGAGGACAUACCGGGGACUCUGCAUGAUUGAUUAUGAUCAGCUUGGUUAGCAAUCAAUGGAGGUUUCUGUAUGAGUCUUUAGAUUAUUAGAUUAGUGUAGUUUAAUAUCGGAAAUGUAACUCCGUAAUAAUAUUAGGUACAUUUGUUUUGGAACAUGAAUCGGUUUGCAAGUGUUAUUGUGUCAAAUUCUGAAUUAAUCCCGGCAUCAAUUUUCAUAACUUUAAUUUUUUUUUUAAAUUUAAUAAAUAAAUAUUUUGUAUA